Molecule: messenger RNA, 291 nt
Organism: Cylindrotheca closterium
Lineage: Eukaryota; Bacillariophyta; Bacillariophyceae; Bacillariales; Bacillariaceae
Source: the annotation of a GenBank genome assembly
AUGGGCAAAUCUCCAGCUUCGAAGGCUGCCUCGGCUAAUGCAAAAAAGCUGGGUGUGGCUAAGUCCAAGGCUUCCUCUGUAGGAAAAAAAGCGAUAAAAAAACGACUGGAAAUUGAUUUGGAACAGCCCAAAGACAGAGAUCCUGUUAAUUCCAAUGAUGUUGACAUCAAGCAAAUUGCCGAUGAUCACGACGCUCUACGAACGGCCGACGAAUUCGAGGCACAACGAAUCGCCGAGCGAGAGUUGCGGUGGAGAGAGGACUACAAUAAACUGGUCCCUAAAUUAUCUUAG